Messenger RNA from Colletotrichum godetiae, 549 nucleotides. RefSeq lists its product as uncharacterized. The coding region runs from base 1 to 549 and encodes 182 amino acids. The record is from RefSeq and is a predicted model, not a curated record. The transcript has a single exon. NCBI's taxonomy places the organism in Eukaryota, Fungi, Ascomycota, Sordariomycetes, Glomerellales, Glomerellaceae.
AUGGCCGCGCGCUCUGAGCCGCAUGGCUCUGCCUGCCGCCCUGGACUCUCAUUCCUCCAAGACGCCAAUCCAAACCGCAGAACAUGGCUCGAAGACGGCUCGAAUCCCACCUGUAAGAGCACAUGUGGCAGCGAGCCAUCUCGUUCUAUCGAGAGCCACGACGAAAGACAAGGCGUCCAAGAUCCCACUUGUCAUCGAAAACACCGGGACGCCGACAUGCGCAGCAUUCUUAGGGAUCAUUGUCUCCGAGCUCAGUGCUAUAAUCGUGGCCGUCACCGCAGGCAUGGUGUACCGGUCACCUUGGGCUUUUCUAUGGCUGGCGGCGCUGGCCUUGCGCCUGCUCGGCGCGGUAUUCUCCCUCAGUCGAGAAUCACUCGUGCCCUUGCCAUUGGAGCGGGUCUGCGAGAAGACCUACGACUUUCAGAUUCAAGGUCCGCAGUCAGAAGGAAACUUUAUGAACAUCACCGGCGCGCCAUCAGUAGUCCUGUUAGUUCUUCCGCCAUUACGGGCAUCCCGUCCGGGACAGGCCCCGUGAGAUUAUCCAGCUGA